AUAUAUUUUCUUUUUAAGAGGUUUGGCCACAUAAUUCAAUCUGUCAACUGAAGAGGAGUAAACAUGAAGUUUCAUCUCCUUUUCAUUUUUGCUUUAUCCUUUGCAGCUCUUGCUAUGGAUGCUCUACCAGAAGAAGUUUAUUGGAAAUCCAAAUUACCAAACAUUCCUUUACCCAAAGCUCUAAGAGAACUUUUGCUUCCAGAAUAUACAGGAAUCAAAAGUAGAUUUGCAGAUUCAAAGGAUAUUCUUGUAUCAAAGCAAGCGAAUUUCCACUAUAUAUCAAGGUAUAGUGAAGCAUCAUUAGCAGACAUCUACAACGAAACUACUAUAUACUUUUUAUACAACAAUUUUCAUCCUAAUAAAAGGAUGAAACUUAGUUUCACUAAAUUCCUAAAAGGAUCCAAAUUCUUGCCUCGUAAAAUUGCUGAUUCCGUACCCUUCUCGAGCAACAAAUCACAAGAAAUUUUAGAUUAUUUUUCAAUAGAACCUAAAUCAAAAGAAGCUGAGAUCAUAAAACAAACAAUUGAAGAAUGUGAAGCACCAAACAUUACAGGAGAAGACAAAUAUUGUGCUACGUCAUUCGAAUCACUAGUCGAUUUUGUUACCGCCAAGCUUGGCUCGAAAGUUAGGACAUUUUCGAACGAGAUAGAAGAAGAGAACAAGAAGCAAGAAUAUACUAUUUCAAAGGGUAUAAAAAUGAUAGGAGACAAGCAGAUAGUAUGUCACAAACAAAGAUAUAAAUAUGCUGUAUUUUAUUGCCAUGCAACUAAUGCCACAAAGGCUUAUAGGGUUCCAAUUGUUGGCGAUGAUGGAUCCAAAGCUAAAGCAAUUGUUGUUUGUCACUUUGAUACAUUAGCUUGGAACCCUAACCAUUUUGCCUUCCAUGUUCUGAAUGUGAAGCCAGGAGGUCCUCCAAUUUGUCACUUUCUUCUUAAAAGUGAUACAAUUGUUUGGGUGUCUACUUAACUAUGAAAUAAAUCUUCAUUUAGUGUU
Molecule: messenger RNA, 993 nt
Organism: Mercurialis annua (annual mercury)
Lineage: Eukaryota; Viridiplantae; Streptophyta; Magnoliopsida; Malpighiales; Euphorbiaceae
Product: BURP domain-containing protein 5-like
Exons: 3
Coding region: 64-966 (300 amino acids)
Source: RefSeq, a predicted model, not a curated record